This is a messenger RNA of Papilio xuthus (Asian swallowtail), 1665 nucleotides long. Its product is annotated as catalase-like. Gene Ontology annotation, molecular function: catalase activity; heme binding. Bases 1 to 1665 code for a protein of 554 amino acids. Gene Ontology annotation, biological process: hydrogen peroxide catabolic process; response to hydrogen peroxide. Gene Ontology annotation, cellular component: peroxisome; mitochondrion; cytoplasm. NCBI's taxonomy places the organism in Eukaryota, Metazoa, Arthropoda, Insecta, Lepidoptera, Papilionidae. The transcript is spliced from 2 exons. The record is from RefSeq and is a predicted model, not a curated record.
AUGGACGGACUAGUUGUAAGGUUAAUUUUGGUUUAUUUUGUAUAUCAAUAUGUAAGCUGUAGUGAGAUUGAAUUUAUUUCUUAUCAGUAUGAAAAUAGAACAGAUCCUGCAACACGACAGUUAUAUGAAUUCAGAAAAUAUCACCCGAAGCCAAUUGGCCUCAUGACCACAAGUUUUGGACGGCCGGUUGAAAUAAGAGACACUAAUGCAUUGAACACUGAUUUAUUCUCCAAUUCUUAUUUAACUGAUUCCUCCAUCCAUACGAAUGAUGAAAGAAUACCAGAAAGAAUAGUACAUGCAAAAGGUACAGCUGCCCUCGGCUACUUUGAAGUCACUAACGAUGUAUCUAAGUAUACUAAAGCCGAUGUUUUCAAUGGAAUAGGAAAGAAAACUCCAAUUAUUGGAAGAUUUUCUACCGCAGUUCAAUACAAAGGAGGAAAUGAUUUGGCAAGAGAAACCAAAGCUUUGGCUGUAAAAUUUUAUACCAAAGAAGGAAAUUUAGACUUUCUUUGUUUAAAUCAACCUAUUUAUUUUUAUAAAGAUCCAAUACUAUUCUCGCAUUUGGGUCACGCGUUGAAGAAAAAUCCGAAAACAUUUUUAUUUGAUCACACCGCAGAAAUAGAUCUUAUUAGUCUACGACCGGAGUUGCUACCUGCGUAUUUAUGGUCAUUUUCUGAUUACGGAAUUCCUAAUGGCUAUAGAAAAAUGGACGUUUUUCCAAUACAUACGUAUGAAAUACAUAACAAACACGGUGAAAGAUAUUUUGUUAAGUUUAAUUUAAGAAGUGAACAAGGCUUAGAAGUGUUGACAACUGAAGAAGCAAUUGCUGUUGGAGCUCGAGAUCCGGAUUAUUUUAGUAGAGAUAUAUAUAAUUCUAUUGAAGAAAAGAAAUUCCCUUCAUGGAAGUUAGAAAUGGAUGUUAUAUCUUUUAAAGACUUACCUAAAGUACCCUAUAAUAUAUUCCAAGUGAAUAGAUUUUGGAGAAAGGGUACUUAUAAGACAGUGCAGAUUGGUCGACUGGUAUUCAAUAGGAAUCCUGACAACAUGUUCCAUACCGCCGAACAAUCUGCAUUCAACCCUGCAAACUUAGUUCCCGGUAUCCCAGGGCCGGUAGACUAUAUAUUCAAAACUCGAAGAUUUGUGUACCCCGAUGCUCAAAAAUAUCGAUUAGGUGUAAAUCACAAUAAGAUAGAAGUAAAUUGUCCUUUAUAUCAAAAAGAUUAUAAUCGUGAUGGUGUUCCACCUUUAAAAGAUAAUAUGAGAGAUGUACCAAAUUAUUAUCCUGAUUCAUUCAGUGGGCCAAUAUCGUACGUAGAUGCAGCACGACCGGGGGAAAAAAUUGUCGUAUAUGAAAGCAAUGCUAUUGAUUUGGCAGAAGCGGCAUACGUUUAUAAUGAAAUUCUACGAAACGACACACAAAGAGAUAGACUCGCAGCAAACGCAGCUAGGUUAGCUUUACCAGCACCACCUUUACUACAAAGAAGGUUUAUUGAACUGUUAUAUUUAACUGAUAAAGAUUUAGGUGAUCGAGUUUAUAUGGCACUCAAAAGAGCGUUGCAAGCUCAACCACCGCCAUCCCCCGUAGGUUUGACCAUUGAAAGAGAAGUAUGUUCCAAUUCUGUAAACGAAAACACUGUCAAAGAUGAUUAUUAUGAAAGAAAAUAA